GCGACGUUGAACUGCUUCAUCAACCGAUCGCCUACCUGACAGAUUAGCGCCUCGUUCAUCACUCUUAUUUCAAAUGGUAGCGAUGUCUAACGCCGACUCGAGAGCUUCAGAGCCUGAGCUGCCAACAUAUGUGCUGGAUCCAAACUUGUACGACCCCACACGAGAGGAAAUAGAUUUUCUCAAGAGCCAAACAGGGAUAACGGAUGAAGAGGAACUCAAACAACAUGUCUUGGCUGUGCAGAAAGAGGCGUGGGCUGUUUUCACCUACAGAUGUAUUCAGGCAUUUGGAUUCAUCACGCUUAAAAUAUCCCAUUUGCCUGCGUACCAAGAUCUUCUGAAGUUGGGCAAGGAAAGGCCUGGUGCCAUCUUCCUGGACUUAGCUUGCUGUUUUGGAAAUGAUAUCCGCAAGGCAAUUGCAGAUGGUUAUCCCAAGGAAAACUCGAUUGCCUCGGACCUAGAAGGAGCGUUCUGGGGACUAGGGAACAAACUGUAUCGAACAACCGAGGAGACCUUUCCGGUUCCUUUUGUCCAAGGAAACGUAUUCGAUGCAGAGCAUAUAGCACCUGCUCCACCACACUAUUCAUCACCUACCACGCCACGUCCAGUGCUUUCCUCGCUUACCUCUCUGACGCCUCUCCAAGGACAUGUGUCAGCACUUCACGUCGCCGCAUUUUUCCAUCUGUUUGGGAAGGAGGAACAAAUUACAGCUGCGCAUCGACUUGCGUCAUUGCUUUCUCCCGUUCCUGGUUCAAUGAUCUUCGGAACGCAUACAACGAGAACUGUGUCAGGGGAGCGCAUUGCUGCCGUGCGCCACGAAAAGGUGUACUGCUUCAAUCCCGAGGAUUGGUGCGCUCUUUGGGAUGGGGAAGCUUUUAGAAAGGGAAGUGUUCUUACUGAAGCAACGAUUGUGGAUGAUUUUCCAUGGGUUGGGAAAGGGUUUGGCUCGGAUAUCGAGAAGGUCAGAAGGGCCACUAUGGUGUGGAGCGUAAAGAGAAUUUGAGUUUGAACUAGAAGGCAACAUGUAUAUCUGACUGAAGUCUUGCAUACAUUAGUGUUUU
Messenger RNA from Fomitiporia mediterranea MF3/22, 1058 nucleotides. RefSeq lists its product as uncharacterized. Bases 83 to 1000 code for a protein of 305 amino acids. NCBI's taxonomy places the organism in Eukaryota, Fungi, Basidiomycota, Agaricomycetes, Hymenochaetales, Hymenochaetaceae. The record is from RefSeq and is a predicted model, not a curated record. The transcript is spliced from 5 exons.